Molecule: messenger RNA, 3125 nt
Organism: Mya arenaria
Lineage: Eukaryota; Metazoa; Mollusca; Bivalvia; Myida; Myidae
Product: pre-mRNA-splicing factor SYF1-like
Exons: 24
Coding region: 65-2638 (857 amino acids)
Biological process (GO): generation of catalytic spliceosome for first transesterification step; mRNA splicing, via spliceosome
Cellular component (GO): post-mRNA release spliceosomal complex; Prp19 complex; U2-type catalytic step 2 spliceosome
Molecular function (GO): protein binding
Source: RefSeq, a predicted model, not a curated record
CCCGUUUUGAAAAACAGAAUGAAAACUGACGAUUAAAAUGGCGGCGCCCAUGUCGGCGUAAAUAAUGGUCGUGAAAAUCGAGAGAGAAAAACACAAUAUGCCUGUCGUGCAGAAAGAUCCAUUGAAGAAUAUAUUCUUUGAAGAGGAUGAUCUUCCCUUUGAAGAGGACAUUCUUCGUAACCCGUACACUGUCAAAUGCUGGUUGAGGUACAUCGAACACAAGAAAAACUCCACCGCCAAUGCUUUCAACAUUAUAUAUGAGCGUGCUCUGAAGGAGCUACCUGGAAGUUAUAAGCUCUGGUACAGCUACUUAAAGCUGCGUCGACAGCAGGUACGCGGCAAAUGCAUCACGGAGCCUGCCUUUGAGGAUGUCAACAGCGCCCAUGAGAGGUCCCUCGUGUUCAUGCACAAGAUGCCGAGAAUAUGGUUGGAUUACUGCGAGUUCCUGAUGGGCCAAGGGUUGAUAACUCGUACAAGGAGGACGCUUGAUCGAGCAUUACGAGCUUUACCCAUAACGCAACAUCACCGAAUAUGGCCACUCUACCUGAAGUUUGUUCGUAUGUACGAUCUGAAGGAGACUGCUGUCCGGGUGUAUAAGCGAUAUAUGAAGCUGAGCAAAGAAAAUGCUGAGGACUAUAUCGAGUACCUGAAAUCUAUUGGCUGGCUGGAUCAAGCUGCCCGGAAACUUGCGGACAUCAUCAACGAUGACAGUUUUGUGUCAAAAGAGGGAAAGUCAAAGCAUCAGCUCUGGAAUGAAUUAUGUGACCUGAUUGCGAAAAAUCCUGACAAAGUGACCUCCAUGGACAUUGAACCGAUUAUACGACAAGGUCUGAAACGAUACACCGAUCAAAUUGGUGUGCUUUGGAACUCCUUGGCAGAUUACUACAUCAGAGGUGGCCAUUUUGAAAGGGCAAGAGACAUCUACGAGGAGUCCAUUCAGACUGUUAUUACGGUGCGAGACUUUACACAAGUGUUUGACGCGUAUGCCCAGUUUGAGAAAAAUCUGAUCAGUGCUAAAAUGGAAUCUAUGGAAGAAAGUGGUCCCACUGAGGAAGAUGACCAUGACCUUGAGCUGCGACUUUCGAGGUUGGAGUCGCUGAUGGAUCGAAGGCCUUUACUGCUGAAUAGCGUGUUGUUGAGACAGAACCCACAUAACGUGCACGAGUGGCACAAACGCGUGAAACUGUACGAGGGAAAACCACGAGAGAUAAUCACCACAUACACAGAGGCUGUGCAGACGGUUGAUCCAAAAAUAGCAUCGGGAAAACCCCAUACACUGUGGUGCGAGUUUGCAAAGUUCUAUGAAAAUGCAGACCAAAUCGAAGAUGCACGUGUAAUAUUCGAGAAGGCGAUCAAGGUUGGCUACAAGCAUGUAGAUGAUCUGGCGUCCGUCUAUUGUGAGUGGGCAGAGAUGGAGAUACGACACGAAAACUAUGAAGAUUCGUUGAAGAUAAUGCAGAAGGCUACUACCCCACCCCCAAGAUCUGUGGCAUACCAUGAUGAGUCGGAGAUUGUACAAGCUAGGGUUCACAAAUCGCUCAAAGUUUGGUCGCUGUAUGCAGAUCUGGAAGAGAGCUUCGGAACAUUCAAGACCUGUAAAGCGGUCUAUGACCGAAUCAUCGAUCUUCGCAUCGCCACGCCUCAGAUUAUCAUGAACUACGGCCUCUUCCUGGAAGAAAACAACUACUUUGAAGAAGCAUUUAAGGCGUAUGAAAAGGGUAUUGCCUUGUUUAGGUGGCCAAAUGUGUACGACCUGUGGAACACCUACCUUUCCAAGUUUAUCGAUCGAUAUGGUGGGAAGAAGCUAGAGCGGGCUAGAGACCUCUUUGAGCAAUGCUUGGAAAAUUGUCCCGCCAAGUUUGCAAAAGCCAUUUACCUGCUAUAUGCCAAACUGGAAGAGGAAUAUGGGCUGGCCAGACACGCCAUGGCUGUGUACGACAGGGCCACACAGGCUGUUUUACCAGAGGAACAGAAUGAGAUGUUCAACGUCUACAUCAAGAGAGCAGCGGAGCUAUACGGUGUCACCUACACAAGACCCAUCUAUGAAAAAGCUAUUGAGACUUUGAACAACGAACAAGCUAGAGAGAUGUGCCAAAGAUUUGCAGAUCUUGAAAGGAAGCUUGGAGAAAUUGACAGGGCUAGGGCUGUCUAUGCCCACUGUUCUCAAAUUUGUGACCCAAGGUCGACUGCUACCUUCUGGCAGACGUGGAAGGACUUUGAAAUCAAGCAUGGAAACGAAGACACGGUCCGCGAGAUGCUUAGGAUUAAACGCAGUGUUCAGGCCAUGUAUAACACGCAGGUGAACUUCAUGUCGGCACAGAUGCUCGCUGCAGCCACCACAAAGGGGGAUAACCAAGCACCAAGUGAGAUUGCUGAUGAGAUGCAGAAACUAGAAGAAAAGGCAAGGCAGUUGGCUGAGGAGGCAGCUAAAGACCAAGGCAAGCAAGACAAAGGCAUCCUAUUUGUUAGGAGUAACACUACGGAUGAGGAGUUAGGCGAGAUGACAAAGACAACAAACCCUGACGAGAUCAACAUAGACGAAGACUUCUCAACUGAUGAAGAUGAGGCGGUCGAAGUGGUCCAGCAGCAGUCCGUUCCCACGGAGGUGUUUGGAGGACUCGCCAAGGAUGACGAUUAACAAACUGCAUUGGUGACUUUCUGUGGAUAAGUGACUUGUCAUGGAUUGGUGACUUUCUGUGGAUAAGUGACUUGUCGUAGAUUGGUGAUUUUCCCUGGAUAAGUGACUUGUCGUAGAUUGGUGACUUUCUGUGGAUAAGUGACUUGUCAUGGAUUAGAGACUAGACAUGGAUUUAUGACUUUUCAUGGAUAAUUACCUUUGCAUGGACAAACGACGUGAAAUAAUUGAAAUACCAUGGAUGAUCGACUUACCAAUAUCAUGGAAUUUUGAAUUGCUGUUGAUAAGUGAUUUCUUAUCAUGGAUUAAUGAUCCGUCAUUGUUUAAGGACUUUUCAUGUAUGAAUGACUUAACGUAAUUGAUAUACGAUUUAUCAUAUAUAUUACUGACUUAUGACUGUGUUGUUGAUAUUUCUUUGGAAAUUCACAUUGAUGAGACAAGUUACCUGAUUAUUUAUGUAAAAGUUACAUCAAUAAAAUUUGAAUUAUCA